CUUUUUGGCGUUUGCCAUUUUGCGUAAUCUUUUCAAUCUCCAAUCCUCUCUCUUUCCUAUGUUAAUUUCCAUUCCCCGUACAAAGUUUCUAGAAUCGUAUGUUGCUCGCCGUCGCCCGGUUGAAGUUCUUAGCUGAAUUGUGACGGUGGUGGGGUGUAUUUUCAACAACGGUGAUGGCGGCGAAGAAGGUGACCGAAUCGUUCUCGAAGAGCUUAAUAGAGGAAGUACACAAAUGGGGAUGCAUGAAGCAGACUGGGGUCAGCUUGAGGUACAUGAUGGAGUUUGGGUCUAAGCCCAUCGAGCGGAAUUUGUUGAUUUCGGGUCAGUUUCUCCACAAGGAGCUCCCCAUUAGAAUUGCUCGGAGAGCAAUUGAGCUCGAGAGUCUCCCUUAUGGACUUUCUGAGAAGCCUGCUGUUUUGAAGGUGCGAGACUGGUAUUUGGAUUCCUUUCGUGACCUGAGAGUCUUUCCCGAUAUCAAGGAUACAAAUGAUGAGAAGGAAUUUACAAAGAUGAUCAAGGCUAUUAAGGUGAGACACAACAAUGUGGUUCCUAUGAUGGCUUUGGGGGUUCAACAAUUGAAGAAAGGCAUGGAUCCAAAGAUUGUUUAUGAGGAUCUUGACGAGAUUCAUCAGUUUCUAGAUAGAUUUUACAUGUCGAGAAUUGGAAUUCGUAUGCUUAUUGGGCAGCAUGUGGAGUUGCAUAACCCUAAUCCUCCUCCACAUUGUGUGGGCUAUAUACAUACAAAAAUGUCUCCAGUGGAAGUGGCUCAAAAUGCUAGUGAGGAUGCUCGUGCUAUUUGUUUGCGAGAGUACGGCAGUGCUCCUGAAAUUAAUAUCUACGGGGAUCCCAAGUUUACAUUCCCCAGGUAUGUUCCAACACACUUGCAUCUGAUGGUAUUUGAGUUGGUCAAAAACUCUUUGCGUGCUGUCCAAGAGCAUUAUAUGGAUUCGGAUAGAGUUGCACCACCUAUUCGAAUAAUAGUUGCCGAUGGACUUGAGGAUGUAACCAUAAAGGUCUCUGAUGAAGGGGGUGGCAUACCAAGAAGUGGUCUUCCCAAAAUUUUCACAUACCUUUACAGCACUGCAAGAAACCCAUUGGAUGAGUACCCAGAUCUGGGAACAGCUGAUACAGUUAUGACCAUGGCCGGAUAUGGUUAUGGGCUACCUAUAAGCCGCUUGUAUGCUCGGUAUUUUGGAGGAGAUCUUCAAAUUAUCUCUAUGGAAGGAUAUGGGACUGAUGCAUAUCUUCAUCUGUCCCGUUUGGGCGAUUCGCAAGAACCAUUGCCAUGAUUUAUAAUGUUAAACCAUGGAAAUAUGAAAGAAGGGAAAUUUGUGAUGCAUAUCUAUGGAUUUUAAUUGUAAUAAAUUUGGUAGUUGACUUGUAUUCCCAUACUACAGUUCACGUUGUAACAUCAGUUGAUGCAAUGGAAGUAUCUUUACUGUUUUUUUAUGUAUAUGAACUGGCAAUUCUCUCACCAGCGUUUGACUUUAA
This is a messenger RNA of Hibiscus syriacus, 1491 nucleotides long. Its product is annotated as pyruvate dehydrogenase (acetyl-transferring) kinase, mitochondrial. The transcript is spliced from 6 exons. The record is from RefSeq and is a predicted model, not a curated record. Gene Ontology annotation, cellular component: mitochondrion. Gene Ontology annotation, molecular function: pyruvate dehydrogenase (acetyl-transferring) kinase activity. Bases 174 to 1289 code for a protein of 371 amino acids. Gene Ontology annotation, biological process: regulation of glucose metabolic process; protein phosphorylation. NCBI's taxonomy places the organism in Eukaryota, Viridiplantae, Streptophyta, Magnoliopsida, Malvales, Malvaceae.